Messenger RNA from Biomphalaria glabrata, 5374 nucleotides. Its product is annotated as doublecortin domain-containing protein 2-like. Gene Ontology annotation, cellular component: microtubule; microtubule organizing center; spindle pole. The coding region runs from base 246 to 3182 and encodes 978 amino acids. The transcript has 15 exons. Gene Ontology annotation, biological process: intracellular signal transduction; mitotic cell cycle; establishment of meiotic spindle localization. Gene Ontology annotation, molecular function: protein binding. Lineage: Eukaryota; Metazoa; Mollusca; Gastropoda; Planorbidae. The record is from RefSeq and is a predicted model, not a curated record.
UGUGUGUGCUGCUACUAAGGACAACCACUCCAUGGCCCAACAAGUUGUGGCAAGUGUGGCGUGUAGCUAACGUAUCGAUCCCAGACGUUUUGUCAUUAACAACCGAUCACACACACCUCGGUGUGCAGGUUGGAUACAGGGCUACGAUACACAAGCACCUGUUUUACAACCAGUUUCAGGCAAUGGUGUGAGUCUUCAAUGCACACUAUGAGAUGACCAUUGCUUGAAGUCAGGCUUACCAAACGAUGACCACAAUGGAUAGUCCACACAAGGACAUGGAUUACUACACAGGCCCAGACAAAAGUGACCGAGGCUAUGCAGCAGAUCACAGUGAACACAGUGAGCCAGAUGAAAGCAAACACAAAAAUGACAUAAACCGUGGGCUUGCUGCCAACUUCUUUAUCAAUGGAGAUGUGUUCUUCACAGCCAAACGUGUGGUCUAUAAUCCUAAACAUUUUAAGGACAUGAGUCAUUAUCUGGACUAUUUAACUGAUCGCAUUGCUCCAAGAUUUGGUGCUGUACGAAAAAUUCAUACGCCUAAAUAUGGACAUAGAAUAUCUGAACUGAAGGAAUUAAAAGAGAACGCUUCCUACGUUGUAGCUGGGAAUGAACGUUUCAAGACAUACCCUUAUGAACAGAUCGCCCCAACAGACAAGAGAAAGUCUCCACCUUUUAAAUAUGACGCUGAGCCAGUGCUUCACAACAGAAUGUAUCUCAACUCAGGAAAAAUACAUAAAAUAGAUACUCAUGCCACACUGAUCAAAGUCUGGCCCAAUGGUGGUGACCUUAGAGGACCAAGGCGUGUGCUACUUACACCAAGAGUUCGACCAUUCACAUUAGAGAAUGUUUUAUCCCAAGUCAAUGACAUGUUGAAAGAGGAUUGUUUAGGGACUGUAGAGAAGCUAUACUUGUUGACUGGUAUUAAGGUAUCAGAUGUAGACCAAAUAGUACCGAAUGGACAAUAUGUGGCUUGUAGGAAGACGGAAAGAUUUAAAAGAGCUAAAUACAAUGACCAAGGAGUGAAAAAUCUGGCCACUUCUCCCAGACUAGAGCGUAAAUUUUUAGCCCCUCUACAUCCAAGAUCUAAUAAUAGUACAAACCAGUCAACCCCAGAACAUUCCAAUGAAUCUACACAGAAUUCAGUUCACAGUUAUCCUUACAGACAAAAACUGUUGGCCAAAGAAGAGAAUGUUUUCCCAGCCAAACCAGUCAAAUACCAGAGAGCUCCAGAGAAAACAGACACCAAUGUUGAUUAUGAUACAGAUCAUGGGGGAGUUUUUAAAGCCAAACAAUCUAACAAAACAACUAAAGAUGCCAAAGAAAUUCCUGACUCUAGACAUACCAAGACGGACUAUCCCAUAGAUAGACAGAAAGCUGAGGAAGUGGAGGAUGAAUUUAUUCCACCAAGAAACACAAAGAAAGCAAAAGAGGAAACUCUAACCAAAAAGGGAGACAACUAUAGAGCUGCUCAGACUAAUUCUUCAAGCAAAAAAUCUAACCAACAAGAGGAGGAAAUAAAAUCAGCCACCAAAAUUCAAUCAGGUUAUCGAGGUUACAAAGCCAGGCAAGAAAUGGUGGAUAAAUCAAAAAAAUCUGCUCCUAAAAACUCUGCACCACUAACUGAUCAUUUUGAUGAAGAGGAAAGAGCAGCAGCUAAGAUUCAGGCAGGUUUUCGUGGUUACCAAACCAGAAAAAAUCUUGACAAAUUCAAAGACAAAGAUUAUGAAAAGGGGAAACAGCCCAAAGAAGACAAUACAUCUAAAAAACAGCCCAAAGAAAACAGUACACCUAGAAAACAGCCCAAAGAAGACAGUACACCUAGAAAAGUUGUAAAACCAAAAGAAGCAACAAAAGCUGAAAAAGAUGCUGCUGCUGCCAAAAUCCAGGCAAGUUACCGUGGAUACAGAUCCAGACAAGAUCUUCAAAGACAUAAGGAAGAGGAGUCAGCACUUAGAAUUCAGUCUGGUUACCGUGGUUACCAAACAAGAAAACAGCUAAGUGAUGCUAAUGAGAAAAUGAAAGAGACCAAACCAAAAGGAGAUUCUCAAAAAGAGAAAAAUCCUAAACAAGUACCUAAGAAAAACCAAGAUGAAGACAUGUGGGACCAGGAAGAAUGGGCUGCAACCAAAAUUCAGUCUGCAUAUCGUGGUUACACAGCAAGAAAGACUUUAGAGAGAUCUGACCUUCAUGGGAAGUCUACUAGUAGAAAUGAGGAUGCUGCUGCUGCCAAAAUCCAGGCAUCUUACAGGUCACACUUACAAAGAAAGUCUUUAAGAGAGAAAAACAAAGUUGAUCAGCAUGCCAGAGAGAUGGCUGCAUUCAAGAUUCAAUCCUCCUACAGAGGCUAUAGAUCACACCAAGAUAGGCUUAAGAAAAACAAUGCUGCUUUGAAGAUUCAAGCAAGUUACAGAGGAUACCAAACAAGAAAACUAAACAGUCAUUCACAGAAGAAAUCAAUGGAGUUGUCUGCUAGAAAGAUUCAAGCUGCUUAUAGAGGCUACCUUUACAGACGGCAAAGUCAAACAAAACAUAUCAAUGAAGAGGAUGAAAUUAAAGCAGCAAAAAAAAUACAAGCUACUUAUCGAGGUCAUCAAACUCGGCAAUAUGUAUCGCAAAAAAAUAAAAAGGACAUGGCAGCUAGUAAAAUCCAAUCAGCUUACAGAGGCUAUCAAAACAGGAAACACUUAAAAGCUGGAAGCACAGCAGACAGAAUUAAUGCAUCUGUUAAAAUUCAGGCAGGCUAUAGAGGAUAUAAGGGGAGAGAACAUCUAGCUCACCAGGAGCAGAUCAAAGCUGCUGUAAAAAUCCAAUCAUCGUAUCGAGCUCAUCAAGCAAGGAAAUCCAUAAAGCAGAAAGAAAGGAAUGCUAUAAAGAUCCAGGCUACUUAUAGAGGUUACCUUUCAAGAAAACAGGUCAAUGUCAAAAAGCGAAAUGCUGCAGCAGUCAAAAUUCAGUCAGGCUAUCGAAGCUUCAAAACAAGAAAGCAACUGACAAAUCAAAAAGAACUUCAGGCCAAAAACAUCAUUCAACAAGAGAAAGCCGCAAGUCUGAUUCAGGCCAGUUAUAGAGGUUAUGUUUCUAGAAAAAUACAAAAGUCUGCAAUACAUGAAAAAAGUCAAAAAGAAGCUGCUGCUCGUCUUAUUCAAUUACAAUACCGACAUUAUAGAAGUCAGAAGAACUAAGAGAACACUAAGAAAUUAACUUUUGAAUACAUCUGAGUUUCUCAGUGUAUGUGUUGACUCCAUGUUGAUCUCUACCAAGAUUAUUCUACUUCAAAGCAAUCCUUAGAGAUUUUCUUUGAUCAAAUAUUUAUCAUUUUUCAGUUUUCUUGAUACAUAAAAAAAAAAAUCAAAAGUUUUCUCUUUGCUGUCCAUACUUAUGUCUACAAUAUAUUUGUUUCGUAUGUCAUAACAAUAAUAGCAAUAUUUUAAAUGUUUGGUUUUAAUUUGAAUACAUGAACUUUUCAUGACUUGGAUCAAAGGAUGUGAUUCACCAACAGAAGUGUUUGCUUUAGUUUAAUUAUUUAAAACUGUAAAGCCAAUCUGCUCUCAUAACUUGAGUUUUCAUUACUUAGUUCUGAAUUGAAAUCUAAUAUUAAAAACAAAAAGAACUCCAGUAAUAUAAUUUGUUGAUAGUUUGUUAUGUAUAUAUAUCCCAUUAUCAUAGUUUGUUACAUACACAAUUUCUAAUAUGAUCAUUUGAUUUAAAAUUGGUGUAAAAAUGAAUCAAUAUAUUUGACAACAUCAAGCAUCAAAUUUAUUUCUUAAUUAUUGGCUGUUUCAUUAGCUUCUUUUUUUUAUCCUAAGAAAUGUCCCUAAGACAUCCCACUGUUGAAUUAAUAGUAUUUGAAAUGGAUUAUUUAUUGAACAUUCUCUUGUGUAUUCUGUGUUGUUUUUUUUUGUUUCCGUUGACUCAUGCUAUGGUUUCACCCUAUGUAUGUGUGUUGAAGGGCACUUCUCCUAUAUGUCUGAUGAUACUUUUCACUUAUCAAUACUUUGCAAGCACUGAUCUAUAAGUUGUCUCUAGUGUAAUGCUAGCAGCUCAUGAAGGACAUAUAUGUUGAUCAAAUAGUAUUUGAAUGUUGACAAUUCAAAGAAUUGCUAAGCAUGUAAGAGGCAUCAAGCUUACAGUACUAAAUAAAUGUAUAUAUUAUUCUAUAAGUCUAUUGAUUUCCUGAAUAAAUCUCUAAAUCAGUGUUUCUCAAACUGUGGGUUGCAAGCUCCUAAAAAUGUGUUUGCAUUGUCUGGCUGGUGGGGUGGAGUAAACUGCUGAUGAUAAAUCCAGAAAGAACUUUUUGAGUGUAAAAAAGACUAUGAAACAACAAAUCAAAAGAAAAAAAGAUGAGCGUUGGUGUCAUCAUAGUGUUGAUGAGAUGAGCGUUGGUGUCAUCAUAGUGUUGAUGAGAUGAGCGUUGGUGUCAUCAUAGUGUUGAUGAGAUGAGUGUUGGUGUCAUCAUAGUGUUGAUGAGUGUUGGUGUCAUCAUAGUGUUGAUGAGAUGAGCAUUGAUGUCAUCAUAUUGUCAAAUAUAUAUUUGCACGGAAGAAAUAAGAAAUAGUGUUUCUAUAUGUCUUUAAAUUUAUUUUCCUUUCUCAUUAGAUUUUCAAAAAGCUUCUUGGAUCCCACAUGGGGAGGAAAUUCAAAAUCUCUUAACAGUUUGACAGUCAAUUAUUCUGACAUAAGAAAAGAAAAAGUAAAACCAAAGCAAACUUGAUAUUUUUAUACUACCUAAAUGUCCAUAAAAACCACAACUUGAUCAAGUUUAGAAAAGAAAAUGUAUUAUUAGAUAUAUACAAAUUGAUUUAAUAUCUCCGUAUUUAAUUGUCACAAAACUAAUGUUAUCUAAGUUAUCUAUUCAGGUUUUGUAAUCAAUUUAAGGUUUCACUUGUACUACAGUAUUUAAUCCGUCCAUUAUUAUACAUUGGGAUAUGAAUUGGACAAAGUUGUGUACAAAAAAAAAUGCUUAUUUUAUUUUAUUAGUUAUAUUUGUUUAUUGCUAAAUGAAGGUGGAACUAAUUGUUUGUGGUCUUAAGUACUGGGUAGUCUUUGGACCAGAUAAUUGUAGUUCUUUUAGAGGGUCUAUUCAACAGUUUCACUUCAAUCCUGCUGAGUACAUUGAACUUUCUUCAAAAAAAAAUAAAAAUCUAAUAAUAACUAAUAAUUAACUAUGCUCUUUUCUGUAACUCUGUAACUGCAGCUUUUGGCUGUAGGUUAGUGUUGAACACUGAUGUCAUUACAGAAACAAUGUAGAGGUUCACUUGAUUUCACUGUAUUUUAUUAAUAAUAUUUACACCAUUGGAGAAAAAAAAAUGUAGUGGUUCAUUUGAUUUCAUUGUAUUUUGUCCAAUAACAAAUAGAAUAAAAUUUGCAUCAUCCA